AUGUCAUCGGCCACCCUGUCGUCCACGGAACUCGUCAGCAACGCAGUGGCUCACGUCGCCACGACCAUGGGGCCACACUUUGCUCGGCAAAUCAUGCGCUCCUACAACAAUCAGACCGUCGUCGACAAAGUGCCACCCGAUAUGCUUGAUCGCGUUGGCGAGCACUGGUAUGGAUUUCCGCCUCUUCUACCCCUUUGGCAUAAAGUAUUAGGUAUUGUCAUGAUAUUUAUUGGAAUGCUCGGUUGGUGUGGUAAUUUGGCAGUCGUUUAUAUUUUCGUAUUGACACCCGCACUGAGAUCACCGAGCAACGUGCUCGUGAUAAAUUUGGCAUUCUCAGAUUUUGUAAUGAUGAUAGCCAUGUCCCCGCCAAUGGUCAUCAAUUGCUACUACGAAACAUGGAUAUUAGGGCCGUUAAUGUGUGACAUUGAAGCUUUGAUUGGUUCGUUAUGUGGUGGAGCUUCUAUAUGGACGAUGACAGCAAUUGCUUACGACAGAUACAAUGUCAUUGUCAAGAUGAAAAUAGGAACAAGAAGUAAUUUAUUUUCCUACUGA
Molecule: messenger RNA, 552 nt
Organism: Copidosoma floridanum
Lineage: Eukaryota; Metazoa; Arthropoda; Insecta; Hymenoptera; Encyrtidae
Product: rhodopsin-like
Biological process (GO): phototransduction; visual perception; G protein-coupled receptor signaling pathway
Cellular component (GO): membrane
Molecular function (GO): G protein-coupled receptor activity
Source: RefSeq, a predicted model, not a curated record